This is a messenger RNA of Chanos chanos (milkfish), 1997 nucleotides long. RefSeq names its product replication protein A1 (gene rpa1). Gene Ontology annotation, molecular function: DNA binding. Bases 87 to 1898 code for a protein of 603 amino acids. Gene Ontology annotation, biological process: DNA replication; DNA repair; DNA recombination. Gene Ontology annotation, cellular component: nucleus. The record is from RefSeq and is a predicted model, not a curated record. The transcript has 17 exons. NCBI's taxonomy places the organism in Eukaryota, Metazoa, Chordata, Actinopteri, Gonorynchiformes, Chanidae.
CCUAAGUAGAGAAGAGUACCGUGAUAGCGCGUUGAGUUUCAAUAAAUAAAAAAUAAAGGUCGUGACAAAAUUAAUUCUGCGCAGAAAUGACUGUUAAAUUGUCAGAGGGAGCGAUAGAGGCUUUUGCCAAAGGCAACGAUGUCAAUAAUCCAGUGCUUCAGUUAGUGAACAUUCGUAAAAUCGAUGGAGGCAGCGGACCAGCGCGAUAUCGUGUCAUGAUGAGCGAUGGACUACAUACAAUGUCCUCCUUCAUGCUGUCGACCCAGCUGAACCCGUUGGCUGAGCAGGACCAGCUGGCUCCUAACUCCGUCUGCCUGAUUAAGAGAAGUGUCACCAACGUCCUCAAGGAUGGACGCCGUGUGGUGGUUAUCCUGGAUGUGGAUGUGGUCAAAACCGCCAACGAGAUGACGGGGAAAAUCGGAGAGCCCACGCCCUAUGUGGAAGGACAGUCAAAGGCACCGCAGACAACCACGACGCCUGCACCCACCGUACGUCCACUUCAGCCUCAGAAUGGGAAGGAUGGCUCUGUGAGCAGAGGCUUUGGUCGAGACUUUGGGAAGAAGACUGUGACUGCCCCCAGCACUCCAGGAGGCUCCUCCAAAGUGGUGCCCAUCGCCAGCCUCAACCCGUACCAGUCCAAGUGGACCAUCCGUGCUCGUGUCACCAACAAGAGCGGAAUUCGUACCUGGAGCAACUCCCGUGGCGAUGGCAAACUCUUCUCCAUGGAAAUCGUGGAUGAAAGUGGAGAGAUCAGAGUGACUGGUUUUAAUCAGGAGGUGGACAAAUUCUACAGCCUCAUUGAGCAAGGCAAAGUCUACUACAUCUCUAAAGGCACGCUGAAGAUUGCCAACAAGCAGUACACGUCCUUGAAGAACGACUACGAGAUGACCCUAAACGGCGAGUCCACCAUCAUCCCGUGCGAGGACAGCCAGGAUGUGCCCAUGUUGCAGUGUGACUUUGUCUCCAUCGCUGACCUGGAAGCUCGGGACAAAGAUGCUAUCGUGGAUGUGAUCGGAGUGUGUAAGAGUGCCGAGGACGUGACUCGGAUCACUACGAAGAACAGCCGCGAGGUGUCCAAGAGGAACAUUCAGCUAAUGGACAUGUCUGGACGGGUCAUCCAGGUCACAAUGUGGGGAGCUGAGGCGGAGAAUUUCGAUGCCACUGGGCAGCCGAUCCUGGCCAUUAAGGGGGCGAAGCUGUCUGAUUUCGGGGGUCGUUCCCUUUCCACUCUGUUCAGUAGCACCGUCAUGAUAAACCCAGAUAUGCCUGAGGCCUAUAAGCUCAAAGGCUGGUAUGACAAAGAGGGCCAUGCCUUGGAUGGCCAGUCCAUGACGGAGAUGAGGGGGGGUGGAGGAGGAGGCUCUACCAACUGGAAGACCCUCGCAGACAUCAAGAACGAGCAUCUGGGCCAUGGAGACAAGGCUGACUAUUUCACCUGCAUCGGGACCAUCGUGUACCUGCGCAAGGAGAACUGCCUGUACCAGGCCUGUCCCAGCAAGGACUGCAACAAGAAGGUGGUGGACCAGCACAACGGCAUGUACCGCUGUGAGAAGUGUGACCGCGAGUUCCCCGACUUCAAGUACCGCCUCAUGCUCUCCGCCAAUGUGGCUGAUUUUGGGGAUAACCAGUGGGUGACGUGUUUUCAGGACACGGCAGAGGUCGUUCUGGGCCAGAACUCCACUUACCUAGGCCAGCUCAAAGACUCGAACGAAGCUGCUUUUGACGAGGUCUUCCAGAAUGCCAACUUCAAUACUUUUGUCUUCCGGAACCGAGUCAAACUGGAGACUUUCAAUGAUGAGUCCCGUAUCAAAGUGACAGUGGUGGAGGCUAAACCUGUAGACCAUAAGGAGUACAGCAAAAGGUUGAUCAUGAACAUCAGAAAGCUGGCUGCGCAGUAGGAACCACGGCGCCUCACCAAGACUAACCCGCCGUCGGGGCCAGGUUUCCCUCUGGUCCCGGACAGCACUUCACACCCUGUGUCGAAAGACAAUUUUUUU